UCCAGUCAGGACUCGAUUAGCAAACGGACUGUUUACCUUCCGCUUCAGACAGAUGAGGCAGAAUAAUAUUCUUUCAAAAUGUAUUCUCACGCUUCAGAGAGUUUAAUUAAACAAGCAAGAGAGAUUCAGGAGUCUGAGCUGCAGAAGUUUUACAGCAGAUUAAUGAAGAUGCUUCAGGGCAAGGACCUCGGUCACGACACAGUGGACUCCCUGCAAAGGCUGCACCUCAUCCUUUCUGCCACCAAGUACACCCGAACGCUGCCUUUAGAGCUCCAGAAGAGGUUUGUAGCGCUUCUCUCAUCACCUGCGGAGCAGCAUCAGGUGCUGAGCGCCGCUGUGCUCAGAGAAACGCUGCCCCUCACUGGUCAGGAGCUGAAUUACUACCAGGACAAUCUCGGUCAGCUGAACAGUCACGCUGCUGGUCUGCUGCUCUCACAGGCUGUAUCCAAGGGUGAUCUUUCAUCUCUCUGCACUCAACUUCUUCGCAAUCUGGAGAGUCGACCGUCUGAAGGGCCGACUCACUCGCUCAUGCACACCCUGCCAGUUCUCAACAACGUCCUCACACACAGCCCAGAGUGCCUCAGCGAAGAUCAAAUGACCCUUGUAAGCAAAAAGCUUGUUGAUUGGCUGCGUUAUGCUAGCGUCAUGCAGGGAGUCGGGACUUCCUCUGGAGGAUUCUUCACGGGGCCCAGAUCCCGUCAGCCGGUGCCUAUAGCAGAGCUGGAUGGAUCUGUGUCCGGAGAUUUCUUCACUGUCCUAUGUGUAGGUCAGGGCUUCACUGAAGACCAGUGGAUGAACGUCUACUCCUUUUCCAUGCUGCGUCAUUGGCUUCUCACCUACCAUUCCAGCUGCAGCACAGUAGAUGCAGCAAACAGGCUACAACUCAGCCUGUCAGUCUCCCACUCCCACUCCUUUUCAAAUGAUGACCGAUCGGAGGUGGACGGGUCCGUAGUUUCUAUGGUUUCGGCGACGUCCUCCUCCAGCCGACUGCUGCCUCCAAAGGAGCGUCUCAGAGAGAAGGCUUUCCAGUACUGCCAGCGCCUCAUCGAACAGAGCGACCGCAAGGCACACAAGAAGACCGAUACAGAACUGCAAAAAGCGUGUCUGGUGGAGGCCGUGUGCAUCCUGGACUGCGUGUGUGUUGAGGACGCCUCGUUGGUCUACAGGACCUUCCCCUGCAUAAAGGCUCUCUUUGGUCGCCUCAGCUCAGAGCUGUCGUAUGCCAGAGUCCUGCUGCCCAUAGCACAGUUCUACCUCAACCACGGUGCGCAUACACAGCAACGUGUGCUCGCAGCUGCCACAAGUUUAGAACGGAAAACAGGGUCACGCGAGAUGGCUGCAGUGGACUGUGAGAACGUGUGGAAGGUGGUGUUUGGUCGGUUUCCUACGGAGCUUUUCAACGACCCAUUCCUGGCACACGAGCUUCUACGCUUCCUUCGACUUAACCUGGAAAGCAUAGAGCUUCGGGUUCCACAGUACACGCGCUACUUUCCAAAUCUGUUGAAGUUUUUAGCAUGGGACAGUCCGGCGAUGGUGGAUGACUUUGUGGAUCUGCUGCCCUCUAUGGUUACAACUGGAACUGCGGUGGAGCUGCUUCACACCCUGCUUGACCUGCCCUGUCUCUCUGCCACGCUGGUCCUGCAGCACAGGUCCACAUGUUUGCCCAUCUCUGAGCCAGUCGGUCGCAGCUUCGUGUCACUGGAUGCAUUUCGAAACCCUUCUUUCAGAGGGCUUUUCCUCUUCGUGCUCCGAACGGAGGCAGGCUCAGGUGACACAAUCGACCGACUGAGCACGCUCCAUGAGCUGCUGGUUGAAGCUGCUGACUGGCCGAGAGUCACUCAGUGUGCUCGGACGGUCCCCGUGUUGUUGCACGUUUUCUUCAACACAAUUGUUACGAUCGCUGACGAGAAGCUUUUGGCUCAUUUGAUUCUGGUGAUGCUGGAGAGAAGCAGCCUGCUUCUUAACAUCCCUGCGUACAUCAAAGAGAUACACCGGGUGUUCAGCUGCCACCUGUUGAGGCUGUGUAAGCUCCACCCCUCUCUGGUCGUGAACCAGUCCCACGAGCUGCUGGAGUUUGCUGGAAGCACAGCCAACGUCUACAGCAAAGAGGAACUCUAUACACAUGUGGUGUGGGUGCUGGGAGAGUACCUCUCUGUGUCAUGUGACUCUCGCUGUUCCGUGAGCCUCAUCACUUCCUGUUUUGAAGCACUGGAGGCGGUGCUGUUUGAGAUCACUUCGUCUGCCCCUCCAACUGGAUCGGUUUGCCCGGCCCCUAAAGUCAUCAACACUUUAAUGAGCGCUCUCGCUAAGCUGGCGUCACGGUCACAUGACCUCAUACCUCGGGUGUCUCUGUUCCUCUCUAAACUAAGGACCGUAACCAGAAGCGGAUCGGUUGCCUGGUGCUCUGAUGAGGAGGACCUCGUUGCUAUAGUAACACGAGGGGAGGAGUUGUGGUCGCUGCUGAAGGCCCCCGGCGUAGCUCAGAGUGUCCUGACACCACCUCCCCAUGUCAUCGCACCUCAGUGGCACAGAGACACUAAUGUGGCAUUGCCGCUUCAACUGCGAGCCCUCACAAGCCUCACACACUCACAGUGACACAAACACACACACACUCAUGUACAAAACACAACAUCAUCCUGCGCUGACAAUGCAUUUUUGUAAUUGAUUUGUUUGAUGUUGACGCUGAUAUGAUUUUCAUAAAACACACAGAUCCCUUUCAGUGUAAUAUUUUUCUUCUUUAUUACAGUGAUUUGACAGAAAUAUCAUUUUACAAAAUAGAUCAUCUGAUUAAAAAAAAAAUAAAAAAUUAAAAAAUUGCU
Messenger RNA from Neolamprologus brichardi, 2819 nucleotides. It is a transcript of the gene ap5z1, whose product is annotated as adaptor related protein complex 5 subunit zeta 1. The record is from RefSeq and is a predicted model, not a curated record. Gene Ontology annotation, cellular component: AP-5 adaptor complex. NCBI's taxonomy places the organism in Eukaryota, Metazoa, Chordata, Actinopteri, Cichliformes, Cichlidae.